Triticum aestivum (bread wheat) is the source of this 902-nucleotide messenger RNA. RefSeq names its product CASP-like protein 16. Lineage: Eukaryota; Viridiplantae; Streptophyta; Magnoliopsida; Poales; Poaceae. Bases 121 to 699 code for a protein of 192 amino acids. The record is from RefSeq and is a predicted model, not a curated record. Gene Ontology annotation, cellular component: membrane. The transcript is spliced from 3 exons.
CGUGAGCACACUGACAUUCAGAGCGACCAGACCAAACUGAACCGAACACUGACAUUCUCGGGUCAGCGCCCUCUCUUCCUCGUUCUCCGGCCUCUGUAAUCUCGCAAACCUUGCAAGGAGAUGCUGCCUGUUUGCCGGCCGUCGGCGGUGUACCCCGUGGCCGUGGUCGCGCCGCCGCCGCAGGUAGGGCUAGCGGAUGCUCCCCCGCCCGAAGUGUGGACGAGGAUCCCGCAGGGGACGCCGGGGACGCUUGGCGGGGUCGGCCUCCGCCUCCUGCAGGCCCUCUUCGCGGCCGCCUCGAUCGCCGUCAUGGCGUCCACCGACAUCUUCCCCUUCUGCUCCGCCUUCAGCUACCUCAUAGCAGCUACCAGUCUGCAAUGUUUGUGGAGCAUCGCCCUAGCCUUUGUGUAUAUCUAUGCACUUCUCGUCAAACGUUCCUUGAUAAAUCUCCGAGCUGUACGCAUAUUUUUCAUUGGAGACUGGAUCACAGGGACCGUAACCUUGAGUGCAGCAUGUGCAUCGGCAGGCAUCACUAUUCUCAUUGAUAAUGAUGUGAAGUACUGCGAAGCCCUUCCUUGUUUAAGGUUGAGGACUGCUGUUACAAUGGCUUUCAUCAGCUGGUGUGCACUUGUACCGUCCUUUCUCUUUAACUUCGCGUACACCACCACCGCAUUGGCAAGAUUGGGAAUGUGGGCAUAGUUUCAUGUGCAAAAUGGUAGUUGAAACUCCGCAUUUCAUCCUUCUGAGGAUGCAAUGCAGUAUGCUUCUUAUAUGAGGAUUGUGGUGACCUGGUGAUGAACUGUUUGGUUUACUCGUACAAAGCUCAUGGUGCUGACAUAUGAUAUACACUUGUUCUAUACUUCUAUUGUGCGGCUUUCAUAUAUGAUAUAAUUUUAUCAAUA